CCGGUGCCCCUAGUCUUGCCUGGCCGGUCAGGGCCGGUCGUGCCAGGACGUGCCCCCCUCCCCCCGCUACCCCCAUGACGUGCACUAGCGCCUUCACGGCCAAGUGGCUGACCUCUAGCACCAGACCAGGGAACUGUUGCCAAUGGACUCUGGCAAGCACUGUGGCUGGAUAGCUGGAAAGGGGGAAGGCGCCGGGGAUAAGUGUCCCGCUUGACCGGCCCCUUCCGCCUCGCCUCCAUCCCGCCAGUCAAAGUGAGCUGACCUUGAUUCCGCCGGGCAAGUUGCAGCGAAGAUACACACAGCAAGCCCGAGCUCGAACACACAUUUAUAUGUACGUGAUGCAACUUCUUCCAUAGCUUCAAACGAAGCCAGCAACAGAAUGGCAUCCCCCUCGCCUACUAGCGUAGCAGACUUUUUCCUAAAUACCACAGCCGAUGACGUAUUGAAUGCAAUUGGCAAAAUUGAUUACCACAAAGGGCAGGACGAGUCCUCCCUCAGCUUCGUCACAAGGAACACAUGGGCUGUCGCGUUAAUUGGCAUGAUGGUCAUCCUGUUCGGCUUCCUGCUGUGCGCAGCAGCCAUCAUCUGCCAAUGCUGCUGCGACCGCAAGGGACUGUGCCGCGGCAAGUGCGGAUGCUGCCGCUGCUGCAACUGCUGCAAGGCGGACGACGUCCCGGAGGGAAAGAAAGCACCAAGCGCCACAGACGGGGCGGUCCCUCCCGCGGGGCAAUUCAUGACGGCAUAGCCCGCAACUGCAGCAGCGGGGCCAACUCGAACACAAUAAGGGUUUCACGCCGGGGGUAUUUACCUACCGUAAGACAGGCAGCUGAACAGCUGUCUGGGGUCUUGGGGUCCGUGUGACGUACCGGUGGUCCAUAUCAAUGAUUGUUUCUGUAUAAACGCAUAUGGCUUGGUGGGUUUGGAACGGCCGACCGCCGCUGUCAGUGUGCACGUGCCUUGACUGCCCUGACAAGUUCAUGCGGAGUAGCAACAGAAGGCUUUGCGGGGUUUGUCUCCCUGGUUUGGUGAUUAACGAUAGUCGUAUGGAAGUUUGGUGAGCCGUGCACAAGGGAGACAUGAACCGUGCCGCGAUGGCCACUUAUUGGGGCGAACGUGAAAGCUCUGGAUGCCCCCGGUCGGCUGGACAGUGGCAUUCCGCUGACGAGGAUGGGCUGUCCAGUUUCAGGGCAUCGAGGGUGUGCAGUUGCCAUGCCAGGCCUUCGCCAAGGCAGGUGUGAACGUGCUAUGUUGCAGGUAGACGAGUAACGUGCCAGACAAGUGUAGUGGGCACGGAAGCGGGGCAUGUGCUAUACCGUGUGGGACAUUGUGACUGCGGAGGGCCAUUGUCCGGAUGGUUGUAAUCAAGUGCUGUGUUCUGUGGACCAGUCGACACUUGCCCUCGUGAUGGAACAUGGCAAGGGGCAGGAAAGCGUAGUUCCGAUGUGUGUGGCUCCCACCCGUGCCCACAUAAAUGCGUAGCAAGAAGGGACAAGGCAUUGGUGCGUCGUUCGCGCGCUGUUACUGUACCGACGGUAGCUGGCAGGUUGUGUCGAUGUUUUGCUGACGCGCAUUCCUCACGCUCCGGGCGCCCGGCCAAGGCGAUAGCACCACACAGACUCAAUGCGACGCCACACCGCGCGGAUAGCAUAGCCGAUGCGCACCUGCAGGCAGUCGACCGGCGUCCACGGAUGAGCUGUGUAGACGAGCACUAGCGUAAUGCAACGGCGUGCAGCAAAACAAUGGCCGGGCGACAGUGUGACAAACAGGGGCAAGAACAAGGCGAAGCAAAGCAGAAGAGGGGCCCGAAUGUGUACGACAAUUGUGGCGGGCAGGCCGAAUGCGGUGCAACACGCCAACAACACAACCGGAGGUGAGGAAGCGUUGCUGAUGGUGAGGAUAGGUGCUGCGACGUUCGGUAGGGGAGCUGUGGCCGCGCACUAGUUGGGAGGAAGUUUCCGAGGCGUUGUUUCCGAGGCAUUGUUUGUGGCUGAUGUUUGUGGCUGAUAAAGAAAGAAGCAGAGUUUCGGCUGUGAGCGGCUGGCGAGGAGAGGCGGGGGCUGUUGCAUUUUGGAAGGCGGGCGGAAGGCCGCACACGCCGGGAGUCGGGCAGGCUGUAGAUUUUGCUGAAGCUGCGUUUGAGAAGGGAGCCGAAGGGACAGCUGGGGUGGGACAGUUGGUGUGGGACAGUUGGUGUGGGACAACUGGAAGGGACUACUGGAAGGGACAGCUGAGGAAUGGGAAUGAGAAGGCGUGGGUGGUCCGGUAUCGCGGGUCGAGCCGUUGUGGGCCGUCGCAUGAUUAGGGCAAGGUAGCGGAAUGGUCACGUGCACAGUGGUUGCACGGGCAAGGACCGGUUUCUCCG
Molecule: messenger RNA, 2362 nt
Organism: Chlamydomonas reinhardtii
Lineage: Eukaryota; Viridiplantae; Chlorophyta; Chlorophyceae; Chlamydomonadales; Chlamydomonadaceae
Exons: 4
Coding region: 380-745 (121 amino acids)
Source: RefSeq, a predicted model, not a curated record